Molecule: messenger RNA, 2646 nt
Organism: Mesoplodon densirostris (Blainville's beaked whale)
Lineage: Eukaryota; Metazoa; Chordata; Mammalia; Artiodactyla; Ziphiidae
Gene: PID1
Product: phosphotyrosine interaction domain containing 1
Exons: 3
Coding region: 291-944 (217 amino acids)
Biological process (GO): negative regulation of D-glucose import across plasma membrane; negative regulation of insulin receptor signaling pathway; regulation of reactive oxygen species metabolic process
Cellular component (GO): cytoplasm
Source: RefSeq, a predicted model, not a curated record
CGCUCGUGGGCCCGGGCGGAGCUGCGCAGUCCUCUCGCAGCUGCGCCAGGACAGGCGGCUCGCGGCCGUGCCCACAAGUUGCCGGCAGCCGAGCGCCGCGCCGCCUCCCCCCGCUCGCAGCCCCCCAGCGCCCACCCCGCGGCGGUCGCCGGCCCCUGGAAGCACAUCCCGCGGACGCCCACCCCAGAUGUGAAGCGGCACCGCAGCCCCUCGCCCCCCAGCCCCUCGCCCCCCGGCGCCAUCGACAGAGUCUCGCCAGCGUCUCCUCUGCCAGACCCCGCGGCUGGAAGAUGUGGCAGCCGGCCACGGAGCGCCUGCAGCACUUUCAGACCAUGCUGAAGUCUAAGUUGAAUGUCCUAACACUGAAAAAGGAACCUCUGCCAGCAGUCAUUUUCCAUGAGCCUGAGGCCAUUGAGCUGUGCACCACCACGCCCCUGAUGAAGACCAGGAAUCACAGUGGCUGCAAGGUGACCUAUCUGGGUAAGGUCCCCACCACAGGCAUGCAGUUUUUGUCAGGCUGCACAGAAAAGCCGGUCAUCGAGCUCUGGAAAAAGCACACGCUAGCCCGAGAAGACGUCUUUCCAGCCAAUGCCCUCCUGGAAAUCCGACCGUUCCAAGUGUGGCUCCAUCACCUCGACCACAAAGGGGAGGCCACGGUGCACAUGGAUACCUUCCAGGUGGCCCGCAUUGCCUACUGCACCGCCGACCACAACGUGAGCCCUGACAUCUUCGCCUGGGUUUACAGGGAGAUUAAUGACGACCUGUCCUACCAGAUGGACUGCCACGCUGUCGAGUGCGAGAGCAAGCUGGAGGCCAAGAAGCUGGCCCAUGCCAUGAUGGAGGCCUUCAAGAAGACUUUCCACAGUAUGAAGAGCGACGGCCGGAUCCACAGGAACAGCUCCUCGGAAGAGGUGUCCCAGGAAUUGGAAUCCGAUGACGGCUGAGUGAACUGAGGACGCUUCAGCAAAGGCAGCAUUGGUCAAGGAAUUCAAGACGAGUGAUGAAUAAGCAAUGAUUCAAAUUUGGGAUGAAAAGACUGCCAAAUGAUUGGCUGAUCAAGCUUUUUAAAUUCAGAAGAGCAAUUCUAAAUCUAAAGAAAUGUAUUAUUAAAGUAAUUACAUUGAAAUCUGCUGCUGCUGUGACUAUGAGGAAGGUGGGAGUGUGGCUGGGGAGGAAAGUUCUAGACUCUGUUCUUUUUCUUCUUUUUUUUUUUCUUCUCAUUUUCCAAUGCCUCCCUGUAGGUGCUCUCCAUGCUGAUUUUCAGUGCGCUCAGGCAAAUACACUGCGGCUGUUUAUUUGAUGGACCAUCCCAACUUGCCUUAUGAAACCCAACAAGAAUGUUAGAUGCCCCUAUAGGAUCCCUAGUUGUGUGGGGAGGUGGUGAGUGCUCUUGCUGGUGAGGAGGCCUCUGGACUAAAGGAGCACCUCAGGCUGAUCCUGAGAGCUCCUCUCCCCUGGCUGGCUUCAGAUUCUCUCCUCAGUAAGCAAAUCAGCACAGCCGUUAUUGAGCUUUACAACUAACAACCUGAUAGUUGGCAGUUAAUUCACAGUUAAAGGUAAUGCUUUUAUUACAUAAGUAUAUCAAGUAGUACCCUCUUAUUGUAUUCAUUUCACCUAUCUUCUUAGAAUACUUGCAACUACUAAUAGCCCCUUUCCUCCGCCUGCCCCAUCCUCCCUCUCUGCCCUUCCAGUCUGCGCCACCAUCCCCUACAGAGAUGCAGCCUCACCCUACACUGCAGGACACCAAAAGGGAAGAAAAUAACCAAGCAGAUGAAAGAAACAAUCAAACAAAGUGGGAGUUUCAAACUACCACCACCACCACAGAUAGUUUGGAAAAAGGGAAUGAGUUAUCAGCGACUGAAUAAGCUCCUCGUGGGCUGUCCUUUCUUCAACCCUGAUUUAUGGUAACUUAUUUAGUUGAUGGUCCUUUCUGAUGAACCUUUCAGGGCAAGCUUCAAAUCUGAGUUGGUAUCACUAAGGAAUCUUUGACCCAUCACUCAACACUACACUCGAGUAGGAAACAAAUGAUAUAAACCAGACUUAUCUAGAGAACCUCUGUCUAUUCUAAAGGGAAAUCUGACCUUCUUAUCUUCCAAUUGGAUUGAUCUCUUAGGGUCAGAGUUGCCAGUUUGUUCAGUAUUUCUAAUGAGAAAUUCUCACUAAGAGAGCCUGAGUUUUCUCAGUUUGAUGGAUCUUUAAAUAUCAUAAACGCAAAGAGUCAAUAUUGAAUGACAUUGAAAGUAUUGGCUAAAAUCCAUGCAUUUAAGGCUGAGAGCAGAUGACUAGUUUUCCAGGUAUUGCUCCUUUCUGAAAGUCUGUUUUGAAUCCUGGUUAUAAUUUUAGGGGCACUAGGACACCUUACAGAAGCCUUAAAUGAGAAUUUAUUGAAUCCAGAGAGCAGUGGUGUCGGCGUUUUGGUCUGUGUAUCUGUGUGCCCAUGUAUGCGUUUGUGUGUGUGUACGUGUGCCCCCGAGUGUGGGUCCAGUCUUAAGGCAUGUAGAAUAAGCAUGGAGUCAUAUUGAGGGGAAUGCACCUCUUGGAGAUAUGCUUGCUGCUUCACAACAAAUGUAAACUACUCUUUAGCAUAAAUGCAUUCAUUCUUCAAUAAAAAAUAUGUUUGCAUUAAUAAAGUUGAGGAGUUUCAUA